AUGGCUUUUCACAGAAAUAGUUACUUCACAAUGUUACUCAUUUUGAUUCUGAUUUGGGAUUUGGGUUUUCGAGAGAGCCUGGCAAUGAGGCCACUGGAUGGAGAGGAAUGGCUGCAGAAAAAUAUUAUGAUUCAGUCCCUUCCAAGGGGUUCCGUCCCGUCCUCCGGUAGCAACCCAUGCACCUACAUUCCCGGAAAAAGCCGGGGCCGCUGCACGUUAGCUGAAAAUGAAAUGAACUUUGCCGGCCAUAGCGGUCAUGCACUGCCCACUUUUCCUGAAGUCAUGGUUCAUUUUGCUGCCGCAGCCGAUGAACUCAAAGGCAAGGUAAAAAUUGUUGAUCAUCUGGGGACUUACAAAGGAUUAAGUUCAGCAGCAUAA
Ilex paraguariensis (yerba mate) is the source of this 378-nucleotide messenger RNA. The record is from the annotation of a GenBank genome assembly. NCBI's taxonomy places the organism in Eukaryota, Viridiplantae, Streptophyta, Magnoliopsida, Aquifoliales, Aquifoliaceae.